AUGAAGCGCGCCCUUCCGUGGCUGCUGCUGCUGCUGCUUGCUGCAGCAGCAGCAACGGCUGCUGCUGCUGCUGCUGCAGCCAGCCAACAAGGUGUACAGACACCUAAGCCACAGAGCUGCCCCGCCUUCGCGUGGCUGCAGCAGGAACUUUCUUACCUCCAAGGGCCCCUUUCUGCUGCUGUGGACGAGCCAGCAGCAGCAGCAGCAGCAGCAGCAGACACAGCAACAGCAGCAGCAGACACAAAAGCAGCAGCAGCAGACACAGCAGCAGCAGCAGACCCCAACGCAUCUGGCGCCUAUGUGGAGCUCACAGAAGAGGCCCUCAAUUUGGCCCUCGAGAAGCGGCCGACUGCGUUGGUGCUGCUGGGCGAUUCGAGGUGUACAGACACCUCAGAUGUCUUCGCCACUUUCUUCGGAGUUGCUCGAGCCUUCUCUCGGCUGUCUCAGCUGCAGCCGAGGGUUUUAUUUGCCAAAGUCUUGCGGAAAGCAGAAGGGUCUGGCCAAAGGCGGGGGAUGCGCUACGGGGACAAAAACUCCUGUGAGAUGUAUCUGAGAUAUGAGCAGCACUUGCCAGCAGCAGCAGCAGCAACAGCAGGGGAGCCAGCAGCAGCAGCAGCAGCAGGGGAGCCUGCAGCAGCAGCAGCAGCAGGGGAGCCAGCAGCAGCAGCAGCGACGGAGCAGCCAGAAGGAGAAUACAUGACGCUUUUUCUCCCUGAAAACUCAACAGAGGAAGAAAUCAAACUCCAAAUCAUCAAGCUUGCGUAUCCCACCUCUCUGCGGGCCCCGAACAAAACCUUUUUGGAUGAAUUCCUUUUCGAGUUUCCCCAGAUGCUAAUUCGCUUUUUCGAAAAACCUGCUGACAUAACCCCUGUGCCUUCGGCGGUUUCUGUGGCUUCGACUCGGCUGCCAAUUGUAGACGUUUAUGACCCGGCUUUGGCUGCGGCCUUCAACGUGGAGCCUCCCCGCCAGCUGCUGCUGAAGCCCAAGGGUUUUCGCAAAGAAUUUACUCUUAGUGAAGACAGAGAAGAGCAACGGCGUUUGAUCGAAGCCCUGGAAGAAGAGACGCCCGCCGUUGUCAGCUUGACCAGCCUUACGGCUGCCUCGAUUUUCACUGAACUGCGUCCUGUCGUGUUUCUCUUUGGCGGCUCUGAGCCAGCGAUUUCUGAGGACUUUGCGUUCGCAGAGGCUGCUGCUGCUUUCGACAAAUCAGUUUUGUUCUGCUCGGCUGUCAUUCCUUCUUCUUUGCAACUGCGCGCAAUGAGCUACUUGGGAAUUGAAGAAACUGCAAAACCCCAGGUUAUAAUUGUUCGCGCCAUAGAUGACCCAAAGAAGCUGAUGAAAUUUGUUUGCGGAAAUGCCGAAAGCAAAAAGACAAUUCUUGAGUGCCUCACCAAGUUCAAAGAAGGAAAACUGAAACCCUACUACAAGUCCGCGAAACCCCCGAAAGUACAAAAAGGGCCUGUCUACGAGCUGGUGGCUUCGCGUUUCAAGUCGGUGGUUUUGGAAUCCAACAAAGAUGUUUUGCUGCUGAUCUACAGCUCCUCUUGUCCCCACAGCGCCAUCUUCAUGCCAGUAUUUGAAGAGGUCCCUAAACCCUAA
Eimeria tenella is the source of this 1599-nucleotide messenger RNA. Its product is annotated as thioredoxin domain-containing protein, putative. The transcript has 12 exons. NCBI's taxonomy places the organism in Eukaryota, Apicomplexa, Conoidasida, Eucoccidiorida, Eimeriidae. Bases 1 to 1599 code for a protein of 532 amino acids. Gene Ontology annotation, cellular component: endoplasmic reticulum. The record is from RefSeq and is a predicted model, not a curated record. Gene Ontology annotation, molecular function: protein disulfide isomerase activity. Gene Ontology annotation, biological process: response to endoplasmic reticulum stress; protein folding.